GGUUGCAGGAGCCGCGGCCACGCACUCAGGCGCACGCGCGGUAGCCACGGUGACGCUGCCACGACUCCUAACCGCUACCGGGAUGGCGUCUGGCUUCAAGAAGCCCAACGUGGCCUCCAGCAGCCAAAAGAAAAAGGUGGGCCCUAAGCCUGAACUCACUGAAGAGCAGAAGCAGGAAGUGCGGGAAGCAUUUGACCUCUUCGAUGCUGACGGCAGUGGGACCAUCGACGUGAAGGAGCUGAAAGUGGCCAUGCGGGCCCUGGGCUUUGAGCCCAGGAAGGAGGAAAUGAAGAAAAUGAUCGCGGAGGUGGACAAGGAGGGCACGGGCAAGAUCAGCUUCAACGACUUCCUGGCUGUGAUGACCCAGAAGAUGGCUGAGAAGGACACCAAAGAAGAAAUCAUGAAAGCUUUCAGACUCUUCGAUGACGACGAGACUGGGAAGAUAUCUUUCAAAAACCUCAAGCGCGUGGCCAACGAGCUGGGGGAGAACCUCACCGACGAGGAGCUGCAGGAGAUGAUCGACGAGGCGGACCGCGACGGCGACGGCGAGGUGAGCGAGGAGGAGUUCCUCCGGGUCAUGAAGAAGACCAACCUGUACUGACGCCACCGCGGGCUGCCUGCUUCCCUGCCCCUGCGUGCGCCUCGACCCGACCGGGGCACAGCCACUGUCGGCCCCACCCCGUCCUCUCUUAUUUAUCUGUAUUGAUUUCCAAGCCUCAGAUCAAUUAUAGAGCUUUAAAGAUGCUUAUAACAA
Cavia porcellus (domestic guinea pig) is the source of this 754-nucleotide messenger RNA. It is a transcript of the gene Cetn1, whose product is annotated as centrin 1. The transcript has a single exon. Gene Ontology annotation, molecular function: calcium ion binding. The record is from RefSeq and is a predicted model, not a curated record. Bases 83 to 601 code for a protein of 172 amino acids. Gene Ontology annotation, biological process: mitotic cell cycle; nucleotide-excision repair; centriole replication. NCBI's taxonomy places the organism in Eukaryota, Metazoa, Chordata, Mammalia, Rodentia, Caviidae. Gene Ontology annotation, cellular component: centrosome; centriole.